This is a messenger RNA of Penicillium chermesinum, 858 nucleotides long. RefSeq names its product putative calcium/calmodulin dependent protein kinase. NCBI's taxonomy places the organism in Eukaryota, Fungi, Ascomycota, Eurotiomycetes, Eurotiales, Aspergillaceae. The annotation marks the transcript as partial. Gene Ontology annotation, biological process: protein phosphorylation. The transcript is spliced from 3 exons. Gene Ontology annotation, molecular function: protein kinase activity; ATP binding. The record is from RefSeq and is a predicted model, not a curated record.
CCAAGGUCCGGAGAAGACACAUUUGUCUUAAAAGACAUCCCCCGGGAUAUCUUCGACAAUUUCAACGAAAAUAUCAGGCCACGAUUGCGCCAAAGUCCGCACAUACGACUGCCAUGUGACACCAUUCCUGGCCAGCGGAUCUUCGUGUAUAAAUACACGACGGAUGGAUUUUUAGGCCUUGUAAGGCGAGGCAUCUCAAUGCGAGCCCGGAAACAGAUUCUCAAAUCAACCAUGCUGGGCAUCGCUGAACUGCAUGAACAGCAAAUCGUCCAUCUCGAUAUCAAGCCGGAUAACAUCAUGGUUGACUGUCAAUAUGGGAACGAAGAGACGAUCAUCAUAUGUGCACAGCUUGCUGAUCUUGAAAACGCCGCAUAUCUCCCUGUAGGUAGGUGCAUCAAGGGCAUGCUUGCUGGUAACGACAACUGGCGCAGUCCAGAAGCGCACUUUAAGGGUGAACUCAACAAGCCAACAGACAUGUUCGCCUUUGGAACGCUUUGCAUAUAUGCGUUCCUGGGGCGUGUUAUCUUUGGCCCCGACGAAGAUUUCCGGAUACAUCAAGCGCAGGGUGUAUUGCCCGCUUUCAUACGCCUACAGCGCCAGGUUUCAUACUUUGGUGACCAGCAAGGGAUUAAUGGUCUAUCAAGGCAUAUCAGUGACGAUGAAGUCAGCUGCCACGUCUUGGAAAUGCUAUGGGAUGGGAGAACAGACGAACAAAUACCCUACAAGCCUUUUGUGGAGUGGCCAGACGUCAGCGAUGCGGCUUUCAGGGAGCUUAUAGAAAGACUCAUGAACUUGGAUCCGGCGAAACGACUGACUGCCCGAGAAGUAUUGGAGCACUCAUGGUUCGCAGAUGUCUGA